AUGAGCUCUUCACCUUCUACGAUGUCUGCUGCCCCAGCUAGUUCUUCACUCGUUGGGGCUGGAAAUACUAAAGGAACACAACCCAAACCUGACUCGCAAGACAUCAGUUUCGCUGAUGAUCUUGGCAAUGAAAUUGUCCUCAUCACUAUUGGCGUUGCACCCAAUCAAGAGAUAUUCCCUAUACACAAAACUCUACUAUGCAGCAGAUCCACCUUCUUCGAUCGCAUGUUCAAUGGAGGCUUCCGCGAGGCUUCGACACAGAGUGCUAGUCUACCUGAGGAUAAUAUUGAUGCCUUCAAGGUAUACGUUACUUGGCUUUAUCGUAACAUCAUCGAAGUCCCCAAAAAGGCGCCGAUUGCUCCUGUGCUGAUUCGGCUCUUCGCUUUCGCGGAGAAGUAUUGCCUUGAGGAGCUGGUUGAUAACACAAUGGACUAUUUGGUCGGGCACCUUCACGACAAGAAUGCUAUACCUUGGCUGGAUCUGAUGGUGUCAUCAUAUGCCAGUACCCAUACUAAGUCGAAGUUGAGGAUUUUAAUGAGUCGAAUCAACCUCUAUGUUGCUCUGAGAUACACCGAUGCAAAAUGGGAAGCUUUCAAUACUGAUACAGUGAUUCCCUUCCUGAUCAGAUGCCCAGAUCUUACGACUGAUAUGUUUCGACUGAUCAAAGGUUCUUCUGGCAAGAAGGCGGUAGAUCCAAGGUCUUUUAGUUGUGAAUAUCAUCAACACAGCAGCACAAAGCCAUGUCCUUAUGGUGGCAAGAGCAGCGUCGACUCGCGAGGAUAA
This is a messenger RNA of Mollisia scopiformis, 783 nucleotides long. RefSeq lists its product as uncharacterized. NCBI's taxonomy places the organism in Eukaryota, Fungi, Ascomycota, Leotiomycetes, Helotiales, Mollisiaceae. Bases 1 to 783 code for a protein of 260 amino acids. Gene Ontology annotation, molecular function: protein binding. The transcript is spliced from 2 exons. The record is from RefSeq and is a predicted model, not a curated record.